Molecule: messenger RNA, 771 nt
Organism: Penicillium arizonense
Lineage: Eukaryota; Fungi; Ascomycota; Eurotiomycetes; Eurotiales; Aspergillaceae
Exons: 1
Coding region: 1-771 (256 amino acids)
Molecular function (GO): protein binding
Source: RefSeq, a predicted model, not a curated record
AUGGUGCAAACGCGCCAACAAGCCCGCCGAAAGGCACAGUCUGACAUACUAAAGUAUACCACCGUCAAGUCUGGCGUACAGAAGCUGCCUCGAACCCCAAAAGCCCCAAAAGGCAAGCAUUUCAAUGGUUCCCGAAAAGAACCUAGCCUGUCUUUACAGGUCCACAGGCUUUUGGAUGACGAUGCAUCUGAAGACGAUUUCAGAUCCCUCCUAAUGGGGAGCAAAGACCAGUUGGACUUUGUUCCGCCUCUCGCGUUUGACAAUUUACACACAAAAAACGAUGUCUUUCACCGUGCUAUCCAAAAGCAACGGCUGGAUGCUUUACCAUGGAUGCUUGAAAGACAAAAUCUGGACAAUUGGAACUCUCUCCAUUUGGUGGUGGUUUACGACAACUUGGAGCUGGUGAAGCAACUUGGGGAUGAGAUUCCUGAACUCGGUUGUGUUGUUGAUAGAAGUGGGCGGACACCCCUUCAUCUCGCAUUUACUAAAUGCAACGCUCAAGUCGCUCGCUUUCUGUUGGAAUCAGAUUGCUGGAAUAAUUACCAUGGUGUCGAUCGAAACUGCGUUGGUCAUUUAACGGUAGAAGCCCUUGCAUUCGAUUGCAGAAAGUCAGGAAUGUGUGAAUGGGCCAAUUUGGUUGGAUGGCUUUAUAAUGAGGGAGGGAUGGUGACUGAUACCAAGGAUUCGAACGGCGAGACCGCCAUUGACCUCGCCAGAAAACGGGAUAUUUUCGAUGUUAGAGUGAAAUACCCGUUGAUGGGAAGGAAAUGA